AAAAUCCGCAAAUCUUUUUUUAAAAUCAUUUCAACUAUGGAAUCGGUCGACAAGAUGGGAUCGGUGGUCAAUAUGGGAUCGGUGGCUAAUGUGGAAUCGGCUGACAAUGCUUCUGUUAUUCUUGUGGAUCAACCACCUAAAAAUUCAACUCUAGAUCUUACAUUUGCUUGGAAAGAUAUCAAGGUGAGUAGUAAAGGCUCUAAACCUAUUCUUGAAACUGUGAAGUACAACCUGGAUAUCAGGAAUCUCUGUAAAUCUAUAUUUAAACCAGAAAAGAACGAACUCGAGGAGGGUAAAGUUCUUCUCCAGUCUACUUUCGGAAUGAUAAAAACUACAGAGCUGGUGGCAAUCAUUGGGCCUAGUGGAUCAGGUAAAUCCUUAUUCCUUGAUGCCCUGGUAUUUAACCAUGGAGUUGGAAUAGAACUUGAAGGAUCUCGUUAUAUAAACGGUAUCGAGGUAGAUAAAAAACAGAUGAAGGGGAUCUCAGCUUACGUAAACCAGGAAGAUCUGUUCCUUGAGCAUUUGACUCCAGGAGAACAUCUAGAGUAUCAAUCUAUUCUACGGAUGGGGGGUCUUGUAGCAGAUAAAAUAAGAACUAAACGAGUAGAGGAGGUAAUUCUUGAGCUGGGUUUGAUGAAGUGUAAGGACACUAUUAUCGGAAGGAGAAACGAAGGUUUGUCUGGAGGAGAGAGAAAAAGAUUAUCCUUUGCUUCUGAAGUAUUAACAAAUCCUCCAAUAAUGUUCUGUGAUGAACCAACAACUAGUCUAGAUUCAUUCAACUCAGAUCAAGUAUUAACUGUUCUGCGGAAUCUAGCUAGCCAGGGUAAAAUAAUUCUGACAACCAUCCAUCAACCAUCCUCAUCAAUAUUCUCCUUGUUUGACAAAGUUAUGCUCCUUGGAUACGGUCAGGUUCCAUUCUUUGGUAGCAUGGAGGAGACUAAUCAGUUCUUUAAGGAUAUAGGACAUCCAGUCCCUGCCUUAUACAGUCCUGUAGACUGGUAUACGUCCUGUUUAUCCACCAUGGGUAAAUCUAACUAUAUAACCAACAUGUACAUCACAUCAGCUGUUUAUUCUAAAAACAAGGCGGAGCUUCAGCAAGAGAUAGAGGAGGCAGACUUUAAACAAUUCCCUGAGGAAAUAAAUCUUACUCGAACAGAUAAAUUUUGUGAAAGUAGUUGGGAGCAGUUCAAAGGUCUACUCUUCAGAUCAGCGGAUUCAAAACUAAGAGGAGAUGGAGGAUACAGAGUUGAUCUAUACAUUACACUCUUUAUUGGAUCUAUCAUUGGGAGUAUAUUCCUUGAUCAGGAUAAUAGUGAGGAUAGCGUUAAUAAUAUUAAUGCUCUAAUCUUCGUUAUUCUUGUAAUGGAAAUAUUAAGAGUGUUGGAUCUGAGUAAUGAUAUGAGUAAUGCUCUAAUAAUCUAUAAACGUGAAUCCAUGAACGGAUUAUAUAAACCUUAUAUUUUCUAUCUCAGUAAAGUAUUGAUUGAUCUCCCGUUCUCAUUGUUCCUUGUUUUCCUUAACUUUGCUCUUGUAUACUGGAUGUCAGGCAUGAAUGAAUCUGUUGUAAGAUUUCUACAAGGAGUUCUUCUUGUCUUCAUUUUCCAUGUUGGAGUUAAAGGAUUUGCACUGGGUGUAGCUUGUUUAACAGAUUCCUACUCCAACUAUAUAAACUAUCUAUACAUAGUUCUAAAUAUAGUUCAUAGUGGGUUCAUGCAUAAACAGGAUUCAGACUCAUGGUUCUAUUAUACUAGAUUUUUUACGUUAAACCAUUAUGCAUCUACUGGUUUACUGUAUAAUCAAUGGAUUGAUGAAUAUAAUGUAUCCUGUAGAAGAUUACCUGAUGAUUGGAGGAAACUUGACCAAACGUCAUGCAAAACUGGAGUAGAAGUAGUUCAAGGAGAACUUCAUCAAGAUCUAAACUUUAUAUCUCAAGAUAACCAGCUGACUAUUCUUAUACUCAUGGCAUUCCUCUUUCAUGCUCUAGCUUUACUUAUACUUUGGAGGAAAUCAUUGAAACAUUGAGUAAACAUAUGUACUGUGUGUUGUAUUCGUUUAUUUUUAGAUGCUUUGAACUAAAGAAAUUGAAUAUAAUAAUAAAUAGAAAUUUAAAGAUUUGAA
This is a messenger RNA of Eurytemora carolleeae, 2118 nucleotides long. RefSeq names its product protein white. Gene Ontology annotation, cellular component: plasma membrane. NCBI's taxonomy places the organism in Eukaryota, Metazoa, Arthropoda, Copepoda, Calanoida, Temoridae. The record is from RefSeq and is a predicted model, not a curated record. The transcript has 16 exons. Gene Ontology annotation, molecular function: ATP hydrolysis activity; ABC-type transporter activity; ATP binding. The coding region runs from base 37 to 2022 and encodes 661 amino acids.